AUGAACAUCCUAAAACGCCAAAUAAUCAGUCACCGGAGCCGAACACCUUCUCCUAUGACUAACAAAGUGAUUCAACCUGCCUGUGAUGUCUUCAUCAACCAUAGAGGAACCGACACGAAGCGUACCGUGGCUUCAUUGCUCUAUGAUCAUCUUUCUCGUCUUGGGUUUCGACCUUUCUUGGACAACAAGAACAUGAAGCCCGGUGACAAACUGUUUGAGAAGAUUGACGAUGCGAUAAAGGGGUGCAAGGUAGGCGUUGCGGUCUUCUCACGCCGUUAUUGUGAGUCGUACUUUUGCCUUCAUGAACUUGCUCUGAUAAUGGAGUCUAAGAAGAAGGUUAUUCCCAUUUUUUGCGAUGUCAAGCCCUCUGAGCUUCGUGUUGUGGACAAUGGAACUUGUACACAAAUGGAGAUUCAGAGGUUCGAGUCAGCCAUUGAAGAGGCUAAGUACACCGUAGGGCUAACAUUGGACUCCUUAAAAGGGAACUGGUCGGAUGUGGUAACAAGUGCUGCUGACAUUGUCAUAGACAGCUUGAUGGAAAUUGAGGAUGAAAAUGGCCCUUAA
Ilex paraguariensis (yerba mate) is the source of this 564-nucleotide messenger RNA. NCBI's taxonomy places the organism in Eukaryota, Viridiplantae, Streptophyta, Magnoliopsida, Aquifoliales, Aquifoliaceae. The record is from the annotation of a GenBank genome assembly.